Molecule: messenger RNA, 3638 nt
Organism: Pollicipes pollicipes
Lineage: Eukaryota; Metazoa; Arthropoda; Thecostraca; Pollicipedomorpha; Pollicipedidae
Product: tyrosine-protein kinase-like otk
Exons: 17
Coding region: 78-3377 (1099 amino acids)
Biological process (GO): synapse organization; protein phosphorylation; homophilic cell-cell adhesion
Cellular component (GO): neuronal cell body; plasma membrane; axon
Molecular function (GO): ATP binding; protein tyrosine kinase activity; axon guidance receptor activity
Source: RefSeq, a predicted model, not a curated record
CCGGCGCGGGGUGGGUGUGCUGGGCCCGGACCAGUACGAGGCGACACGCGUCCGGCCCGUGCCGCCGCUGCCCGGCCAUGGAGGUGGUGCCGCUGUGUCUCGCCGUCCUCGGUGUCCUGCUGACGGCCGGGGCUACGCUGGACGACUUCUACUUCUCGCGCCACCCGCAGAACCUGGCCGUGCGCGAGGGCGCCAGCGUCGACCUCGAGUGCAUGGUCUCCAACACCAGCUUCAUCCGCUUCUACUGGCAGCUGGACGGCGAGACGGUCCUCAACUCGAGCCGCCGCUUCCAACGCGGCAGUGACCUGCACAUCACGCGAGUCGACCGACACCGCGAUGCCGGCCACUUCACCUGCAUCGCCAUGAACGUGACGACCGGCUUCAGCCUCACCAGCUUGGCCGCAUCGCUUAACAUUCAGUGGCUGGACCGGACGGCUCGGGUGCAGCUGCAGUCGCCGGCGUCGCCGGCCGCCGUGCGGCCCGGCCAGGACGUGGUGCUGCGCUGCCGCGCUGCCGGCUCCGGCCACCUUGUCUACCGCUGGUACCGCAACGGCCAGCGGCUGGAGAGCGCGCCGCGGCUGACGCUGCGCAACAAACGCCUCCAGCUGAGCGGCGCGCAGCCGGCCGACGGCGGCGUCUACUCGUGCAGCGUCACCAACGACGCGGGCGCCACAACCAGUGACGUCACACUGCCGCUGGUGGUGCCCAGUGAGACGGCUGCCCGGAUUACGGUGGUGCCCCGUGACCAGCUGGUGCGCAGGCGGGGCACCGCUCACUUCCACUGUCAGUACCAGCACGCCAACGCUGUCCACUGGUCCUUCAAUGGUCAGGACCCGCUCACCAGCGACGGGAGACGCAUCCUGCUGGCCAACCACACCCUGGUGGUGUCGAACGUGUCGGAGGCGGACGUCGGCUGGUACCUCUGCCGAGCCAGCAGGGCCGGCGUCGCCGCCGUGCCGCAGACCUACAGCGCCCGGUUACAGCUGGCCUACCUGAGUCCGCUGACGGAGCGGGCGGUGGAGCCGGCGCCUCCGGUGCCCGGGCUGCACGUGGUGCCGCAGGGCAGGCCGUUCCAGCUGGCCUGCCUGCCGCCAGAGGGCCGGCCGCCGCCAGCCGUCUGGUGGGAGCAGCCGGACGGGCGCGUCCUGAACGACCCCGGCCAGAUGUCGCCCGGGGGCUCUGCACUGCUGGCGCUGGGUCCGGCGCGGCCCGACCAGUCUGGCAACUACAGCUGCGUGGCUGAGAACCUGGCCGGCACCAGCACCGUGCAGGUCCGCCUGCUGGUCACCGGGCCCCCAGAGCUAGUGUCCGGCCCGACUGACCUGGUGGUGGAGGAGGGCGACAGCUCAGAGCUGCGCUGCGAGUACCGCGGCCUCCACCGCCUGCUGUCGUCCGUCUCCUGGCUGAAGGACGGCCGACCGCUGCCGUCCGCUGCCCCGCAGGAGGACAGCGUGGGUGAGCGGCUGAUCAUUCCCCUCACCGAGCUCUCCGACGCCGGCCGCUACCAGUGCGUGGUGAACAGCACGGGCUUCCCGCCCCAAACCUCGCCGCAGGCCUUGCUCACCGUCAAAGAGAAGCUCAAGUUCUCGCCGCAGCCGUUGAGCCGCGCUCUGGAGCUGGGCCGGCCGGCGCGGCUGCACUGCCGGGCGGCGGGCAGUCCGGCGCCCACUGUCGGCUGGGUGCGGAUGACGCCGGCCGGCCGGCCACAGUUCCGCUGGCCGGCACACGUGCGCGACGCCAACGGCACACUGGAGCUGGACACGGUGACGGAGACGGACGGUGGCCAGUACACGUGCGUGGCCACCAACGCCCAGGGUCUCAUCAACGCCACCAUCAACGUCACCGUGGUCGUGACGCCGAAGUUUCUGGUGGCGCCCUCUGACCCUACCGAGGCGGUGGUGGGCCGGCCCCUUCGGCUCGACUGUCAGGUGUACGGCCGACCGGAGCCCAGCGUGCAGUGGGACCGCAACUCCAAACUGGCCGGUCUCGAUGACCCCAGGUUCUCCUUCUUCAAGAACGGCAGCUUGUACAUCAAGGAGCUGCGAUAUGAGGACGAGGCGCGCUACGGCUGCAUCGCCGGCAACAGCGGUGGCUUCUCGCGUCGUGAGAUCCAGCUGCUAGUGCGCUCCUCAGAGGCCGAGCUGUCGGGCGGGGCGCUGACGCCGGGCCUGGCCUCGGAUGAUGGCGCCAUCAUGACCCGGACGGUGGUCAUCACGGUGUCGGCGGCAGCCGCGUACCUGCUGCUGGUGGCCGGCCUCAUGCUCUGGUGUCGUUAUCGUCGCAUCAAGCGAAAACAGCAGUACCUGCGGACCUCAACAGAGGGCACUAGCGUCCUUCUGGCGAAAACAGAGCAUCCAGACACGGCUGUCAGCUCGGCUUGCGCCGGGGAAGCGUGCGAGAGCACUCCGUCGGGCUACAACAGCCCGUCGGCGCAGUCCGGCUACCACAGCUACCAGAGCAUCGGCACGGCCUCUGACCGGCGGGCCAGCCGCCGCUCCGACAGCAGCGACCAGUGGCACGGCUUGGAGCGCCACGACCUGCACGCGGUCAUGCCCCUAGGCCAGGGCGAGUUUGGCGAGGUGUACCUGGCGCGGGUGCGGCGGCGGCGCGGCCCCGUCGACCCGGAGCCGAUCGUGAUGGUGAAGUCGCUGCAGAGCCCGGAGGGCCGGGCGGCGGCCGAGUUCGCGCGCGAGGCCGAGCUGUUCGGCCGGCUGGCGCCGCACCGGGCCGUGGUGGGGCUGCUGGCACUCUGUACCGGCCGCCAGCCGCACCUCAUGGUGCUCGAGUACAGCGACUGGGGCGACCUGAAGCAGUUCCUACUGGCUACGCGGCCAGAGACGAGCCGCGCGCCGCCGCGGCCCCCGCCGAUUAGCGCCGCCCAUGCCGCCAGCCUCUGCCACCAGGUGGCUGCCGGCCUGGACCACAUCCACCGAGCCGGCUUUAUACACAGGGACUUGGCGGCGCGCAACUGCCUGAUCACCAGCCAGCUGGAGGUGAGGAUCAGCUGCGGCCGGCUGUCGCGCGAUACCUACAGCCGCGAGUACUGCCGCCUGCGGGGCCGGCUGCUGCCGCUGCGCUGGCUGCCGGCGGAGGCGGCGCUCGAGGACGCCUUCUCAGCCCGCUCCGACGUCUGGGCGUGGGCGGUGCUCUGCUGGGAGGUGUUCCGCCAGGGCGAGCUGCCGCACGCAUCGCUCUCGGACGAGCAGGUGGCGCAGGCGGUGUCGCGGCGCGCGCUGCCGCCGCUGCAGCUGCCGGCGUCGGUGCCGGCGCCGCUGGCGGCGGCCGUGCGCCGCUGCUGGGCGGCCGAGCCGCGCCACCGGCCGGAGCUGGCCGAGCUGCUGCGCACGCGGUCCGGCCCGGCCGACGGCGCCGAGUGAAGCGGAGGCCGCGUGGCCGGACACUGGCGCCAGACCAGUGCUGAUGGCCGGGCUGGCAGGCAUGCAGGGCUCAGGCGCGGAGCGGCGGCCGGAGCCGGUUGUAGAGACUCGCGUGACUGCGGCAGGCGGAGCAAGGGGCCUUCGCUUGUGUGAGCUAGGUCCGUGUCGCAUCUGAGAUCGCGGACUCUGGCAGGACAGCUGCUCUCAGUGGGCCGGGUAUGUGUCCAGACGAGCGGGUUGACUAAACUGUGGGGGGGGGGG